This is a messenger RNA of Etheostoma spectabile (orangethroat darter), 2537 nucleotides long. RefSeq names its product guanine nucleotide-binding protein G(i) subunit alpha-1. Gene Ontology annotation, molecular function: GTPase activity; G-protein beta/gamma-subunit complex binding; GTP binding. The record is from RefSeq and is a predicted model, not a curated record. Gene Ontology annotation, cellular component: cytoplasm; heterotrimeric G-protein complex. Lineage: Eukaryota; Metazoa; Chordata; Actinopteri; Perciformes; Percidae. The coding region runs from base 399 to 1463 and encodes 354 amino acids. Gene Ontology annotation, biological process: adenylate cyclase-modulating G protein-coupled receptor signaling pathway. The transcript has 9 exons.
UUCACAGGUAUGUGCCAAGAGAACAGGAAGCGAACACUUUCAGACUCCGAAACUGAUGUCAACUCCGGUCUACUCCCUUCUUUCUGUGAAUAAUACAAGCUGUGCUCAAUCCCUUCGGCUAGUUGAAACGCAAGCGAGAGAGCAAGCUAUCGUGAAAGCCGCGCCUUGUGGUUCAUUUAUAUUUGAGUCUUCGCCGUGAAAUCGGGAGCUUGAGUGCGAGGCAAGGGCGUGUUUUAUCUCAAGUCUUAGAGAGACACACUGCCCCCUCCUCCUUCUCCUCCUCCUCCUCCUCACUUGAUGCUAGCUCGGUAGCCUUUGCAUGUUGUUACACUCGUAGUUAAAGUUGUGUUAUAGUCUGCAUUUUUAUUUAUUUAAUUGGAGGUCAGCCUAAAAAGAAGAUGGGAUGUACUCUGAGCACGGACGACAAGGCGGCGCAGGAGCGGAGCAAGAUGAUCGACAGGAAUCUGCGGGACGACGGAGAAAAGGCAGCCCGGGAGGUCAAGCUGCUGCUGCUCGGUGCUGGAGAGUCCGGGAAAAGCACAAUUGUUAAACAGAUGAAGAUCAUCCAUGAAGCGGGCUACUCAGAGGAGGAGUGUAAGCAGUACAAGGCCGUUGUCUACAGCAACACCAUCCAGUCCAUCAUUGCCAUCAUCAGAGCUAUGGGACGCCUCAAGAUUGACUUUGCUGAUCCAGCCAGAGCUGAUGAUGCACGCCAGCUGUUCGUCCUGGCCGGUUCAGCAGAAGAGGGUUUCAUGACGGUGGAACUAGCCGGGGUCAUCCAGCGGCUGUGGAAGGACGGAGGCGUUGAGGCCUGCUUCAGCCGCUCCCGAGAGUACCAGCUCAACGACUCUGCUGCUUACUACCUGAACGACUUGGACAGGAUAUCCCACAGUGCUUAUGUUCCCACCCAACAGGAUGUGCUGCGGACCAGAGUCAAAACUACUGGUAUUGUGGAAACACACUUCACUUUCAAGGACCUGCACUUCAAAAUGUUUGAUGUUGGCGGUCAGAGAUCAGAGAGGAAGAAGUGGAUCCAUUGUUUUGAGGGAGUCACCGCCAUCAUCUUCUGUGUGGCUCUAAGUGACUAUGACCUGGUGCUGGCUGAGGAUGAGGAGAUGAAUCGAAUGCAUGAGAGCAUGAAGCUGUUUGACUCCAUCUGCAACAACAAGUGGUUCACAGACACCUCCAUCAUCCUCUUCCUCAACAAGAAAGACCUGUUUGAGGAAAAGAUCAAAAAGAGCCCUCUCACAAUCUGCUACCCAGAAUAUGCAGGCUCCAACACCUACGAAGAGGCUGCAGCGUACAUUCAGUGUCAGUUUGAGGACCUGAACAAGAGAAAGGACACCAAGGAGAUCUACACCCACUUCACCUGUGCCACCGACACCAAGAACGUGCAGUUUGUGUUUGAUGCCGUCACUGACGUCAUCAUCAAGAACAACCUGAAGGACUGUGGCCUUUUCUAAAGGCAGCCUGGUGGCCGGCUUACCGAGUGACUUUAUUCAAGGGGAUUUUGACUGGAGGGAACUUCAUGGACCCUGCUGAGAAUGUCACUUUUAACCUCUUAUUAACUUAUGUUCAUCUCUAAAAGUUUAAAGACGGUGUGUAGAAAAAACAUUUUGUGUAAAAUAUUUGUACAACUGUCUAUGGCUGGGGAUUUUUCACAGUUUUUAAAAUGUGCUUGUUUUACCUUAUUAUCAUUGUUUUCAAAUUUUAUAUAAAAAGGGGGGCCUUGACAUUGUUUUUGUCCAUAAAUGAACACUUUUUGUCUUUUGUUCGUAGGUCCUUGUGCCUUGCAUGCGUUAGUUGCAGUGUUUUUCUUUUUGUUCAGUUAGUUAGAUAUAGAUUUAUGUAGAUGUUACCAUUGAACUCUUCCCAAGCCGCCCCUGAGUCCAUAGUAUCUAUUUUUUCAAAUGAUUUCAUUGUCGCAUCUUUUUUUUUUUUUUUUGCCUUCUUGGACAAACCAAGCAAGACCAAGUCACUCUAUAGACCAUUUCACUCUGACUCUUGACAAACUGUGAGAGCUGUGUGUAAACCUUUUCGGAUGUGUGCAACGAUUGGGAGCUUUGUUUUGAUUGAGGCCAAAAGCCAGUGUGUUUGUGUGUGAGAAUGUGUACACAAUAUAAAACAAAGGGACUUUAUUCCUCUACUUGUCAUCCUCUUUCAAAGUUUUUAUUUUUCUAAGUGACCAAAAAGAAGCUACUCUCUGUAAUAAAAAAGUGCACAUUGUUGGUGCGCUGCUACAAACUGUAACAUUCCUGAUUGACUCAUAAAGCAAAGAAGCUUUGAAUAGAGGAUGCCAAUGGCGGCCUUGUAGCAGACAGUAGGACCAUAUGUAGAUCUGUGUUCUGUGCGUAGACAGACGGAGAUGUGGCUGGGUGCACUGUUAUUGCUCAUGUGUGAUGGUUUCAAGUUACAUAUCCCCCCUAGACCCCAACCCUCUGUUUCCAUUGGAUGGGCACAUUAGUGGACUAAUCUCCAUGAUUUUGCUUAUAAAAGAGUUGCUGUGGUAAAACCAUGGCAACUUAUGCAACAAACAA